Molecule: messenger RNA, 5309 nt
Organism: Salvelinus fontinalis (brook trout)
Lineage: Eukaryota; Metazoa; Chordata; Actinopteri; Salmoniformes; Salmonidae
Gene: nf2a
Product: NF2, moesin-ezrin-radixin like (MERLIN) tumor suppressor a
Exons: 16
Coding region: 812-2587 (591 amino acids)
Biological process (GO): positive regulation of early endosome to late endosome transport; regulation of gliogenesis; positive regulation of protein localization to early endosome
Cellular component (GO): cytoskeleton; plasma membrane; apical part of cell
Molecular function (GO): cell adhesion molecule binding; actin binding
Source: RefSeq, a predicted model, not a curated record
GUGUAUCUCCCGUAGACACCAACAGCAGCUGGGUCUGGUCUACUUAGUUCCUUGACUUACAUUGACCCCCCCUAAAAAACUAUUGCGAGUGGGGUGUCUCGCUUCCUCUUCUAUCUCUGAUUUCAGCUAGAUGUGUUAGGACCGCCCUCUCAAUGAAUGAGGAAGUUAGUUAGCUGCUAGCAUAGUAUGCUAAUGGGGUUCUGAUUAUUUUUGUUAUUGUAAUUAAAAGGUUUCAGAAGACAUAUAUCACCUUUCCAUUAGUACGAGGAUACUUUACUUUUGGACGGAAUUACUGUUUCAACGGGGAACCCGUUUUCCGAGUAUGAAACAACCGAAUUUAUGAGUUAGCGCGUGCGUAUGUUUACAAAACAGGUGAAACUCCCCAUCCGAAAGUUAGCUAGCCAAUCUAGCUAGCUAUAUCAAGCCAAUUAGCUAUCCAAAUAGCACAACUGGAAGUAAAAUGUGUUGGAUAAUGCCAUAGUAAAUAUAUUUUACCAAUUUAGAUUUACAAAUCUGGGUACAGUAAAUUGCUGAAGUUGUAGAUGUAUAGCUAAAAAGCUAAAUUAGCUAAGUUAGCCUGCGAAUGUUUUGGCGCAACCCUAAGGUUCCCCACGCGCAGAACUGUGAUUACACUGAAGAAGAUAAAGUAUGUCAAUUAUAUAAAUAGUCUCUAAAAUACUACGAAUGGGAAAGCACAUGAUAUUCUUGUUAUGACGCCAUUGUGUGCACCUGUUGGCGUUGUCACAUUAUACCUAUACACUAGCUAUAACUAACGUUAUAGUCUAGCUAAACAAAUUGAGGGUUUGUCAACAUGGCAAGUGCCUUAGCAGCUAAAAUGGGACUCAUGUCAUUGAGAAGAAAACAAGCCAAGAACUUCAAUGUCAGGAUCACCACAAUGGAUGCAGACAUGGAAUUCAGUUGUGAGGUCAAAUGGAAGGGAAAAGAUCUUUUUGAUCUGGUGUGCCGGGCUCUGGGACUGAGAGAGACGUGGUUCUUCGGGUUCCAGUAUGAUGUCAAAGACACUGUAGCCUGGAUCAAGAUGGACAAGAAGGUUUUGGACCACGAUGUGUCCAAGGAGGAACCAAUCACCCUUAAUUUCCUGGCCAAGUUUUACCCUGAGAACGCAGAGGAGGAGUUGGUUCAGGACAUCACUCAGCAUCUCUUCUUCCUACAGGUGAAGAAUAAGAUCCUGGAAGAGGAGAUCUACUGCCCUCCUGAAGCCUCGGUGCUGCUGGCCUCCUAUGCCGUCCAGGCCAAGUAUGGAGACUAUGACCCCAAUGUCCACAAACUAGGCUUUCUGGCUCAAGAGGAACUCUUACCAAAGAGGGUGAUCAACCUUUACCAAAUGACAGCAGAGAUGUGGGAGGAGAGAAUCACUUCUUGUUAUGCUGAGCAUAGAGGGAGGACAAGGGAAGAUGCUGAGAUGGAGUACUUAAAAAUAGCUCAAGACCUGGAGAUGUACGGCAUCAAUUACUUUCCCAUCAGGAACAAGAAGGGAACAGAUCUCCUGCUGGGAGUGGAUGCCUUGGGUCUACAUAUCUACGAUCCAGACAACAAGUUAACCCCCAAAUGUUCCUUCCCUUGGAAUGAGAUUCGCAACAUCUCCUACAGCGACAGAGAGUUCGCCAUAAAGCCUCUGGACAAGAAAACAGACGUGUUCAAGUUCAACUCCUCCAAGUUGAGGGUUAACAAGUUGAUCCUGCAGCUGUGCAUGGGGAACCAUGACCUGUUCAUGCGGAGGAGGAGGGUGGACUCUCUAGAGGUGCAACAGAUGAAGGCCCAGGCCCGAGAGGAGAGGGCCAGGAAACGGGUGGAGAGGCAGCGGUUAGAGAGGGAGAAGCACCUGAGAGAGGUAGCAGAGAGAGCCAGGGACGAUCUGGAAAGGAGACUGAUACAGCUACAGGAUGAAGCCCACAUGGCCAAUGACGCUCUGCUUCGUUCUGAGGAGACAGCAGAUCUCCUGGCUGAGAAGGCCCAGAUAGCUGAGGAGGAAGCGAAGCUGCUGUCCCAGAAGGCUAGUGAGGCCGAGGCCGAAAUGCAGCGGAUCAAGGUGACAGCCAUCCGCUCAGAGGAGGAGAGGAGAAUGAUGGAACAGAAGAUGCUGGAGGCGGAGAUGAUGGCCCUCAAGAUGGCUGAUGAGUCAGAGAGGAGGGCAAUGGAGGCUGACCAGCUGAAGCAGGACUUGCAGGAAGCCAGGGACUCUGAAAGGAGGGCCAAACACAAGCUGCUAGAGAUCACCAGCAAGUCUACCUACUCGCCCUCGGCCAUCCCAGGUGAUGCGAUGCCUCCAGACCUGAGCUUCAGCAGAGAGAACCUGAGCUUCGACUUCAAAGACACAGACAUGAAGCGCCUCUCCAUGGAAAUCGAGAAGGAGAAGGUGGAGUACAUGGAGAAGAGUAAGCACCUUCAAGAGCAGCUGAAUGAGCUGAAGACAGAGAUAGAGUCUCUGAAGCUGAAGGAGCGAGAAACGCCUCUGGAUAUACUCCACAACGAGAACACUGAGAAGGGCACCAGCAAGCACAGCAACUUCAAAAAGCUAACUCUACAGAGCACCAAGACCAGAGUGGCUUACUUUGAAGAACUAUAGAUGUCACCAGGGACGUGUGUGUGCAUGCUUGACUGUGUGUGUGCGUGCUUGACUGUGUGUGUGCAUGCUUGACUGUGUGUGUGCGUGCUUGACUGUGUGUGUGCGUGCUUGACUGUGUGUGUGCGUGUGUCUGUUUGCGUGCGAACGCGUCUGUUUGCGUGCACGCGUGUCUGUGUGCGUGCACGUGUGUCUGUGUGGACAUGUCUCUGGAGAAACUUUAUCACUACAGUACAUUCCAUACUACGUGGCCUUUGGCUUCAUUUCACCACAACUGCGGUCAAACGAUGGACCACUGCCUAGGUCAAAACUAAUUUAAGAACUGAAGUUUACAUACUGUAUAGGCCAAGAGAGACAAAUCAUGAGUUACACUUUAAUUUACAUUCCACUACUUCUUACCUAAUAUUUACCUUAAAAUAACCAAACAAUACUCACAAUAACUACAGUUUGUGUUAUUUGUGUAACAUUGAAACAAACAUACUAUUUACCAUUCACUAGCAGGUAGGUAAAGUAUGUUUAAUUAUGUAUCAGUAUCCUUACCACUCAAAUAAGUGCGUAAUGAGUAUUAACAGGUAAAUACCACUGAAAAAUUACAGUACAAUAUUAUCAACUCGUAUCACGUCACCUCAAGUCUCUGGCUGCCGUAAGUUAAUUUCUGUAUAGGUGUUCUCUAGUAUGAAGGUACCAAGUGCACUAUAUUCUGUUCUACCCUUUAAAAGCAGAGUGGAAUAGCCUUUGAACUCUGGGUGAAGAUGAAGGAAUGGUAAGAGUAUUACAGUACAACAAUCCGGUGUACAUCUAGCACAGUUUUCCUGAAUCCUGAUACUGGGGACCCACAGCGAUGCACAUUUUUGUUGUUUUGCCCUAGCAUUAACACACUUCAUUCAACUAAUCAGCUCCUCAUCAAUGCUUUGAUUAGUUUAUUCAGUUGGGCUGGGGCAAAAACCAAAAUAUGUGUGCGGUGAACAUUUUGAAUCCCCAUGACCAGGAUUGGGCAACACUGAUCUAACCUAUCGUUGGUACUUUUGGGAAAAAUGUCAGGGCUAUGUUUCUUUUUUAGCUCUUUGAACAAACUUGAGUUUGCAUUCCAUUCCAUUGUAUUGAUCUAAUACGGUGCACUCUGAAACUGUUUGCAUAUUUUGUUACAUUACAGACUUAUUCUAAAAUAUAUUAAAUACAUUUUUUGCCUCAGUCUACACACAAUACCCCAUAGUGACAGAGAAAACAGGUUUGUAUAAAUGUUUACUAAUGUAAAUAAGCUAUUUCUGUGUUUGUAUUUGUAAAAGUAUUCAGCCUGUUUGCUAUGAGACUUGAAAUUGAGCUCAGGUGCAUCCUGUUUCCGUUGAUCAUCCUUGAGAUGUUUCUACAACUUGAUUGUAGUCCACCUGUAGUAAAUUCAAUUGAUUGGACAUGAUUUGGAAAGGCACACACCUGUCUAUAUAAGGUCCCUCAGUUGACAGUGCAUGUCAGAGCAAAAAUCAAGCCAUGAGGUUGAAGGAAUUGUCCGUAGAGCUCAGACACGAUUGUGUCGAGGCACCGAUCUGGGAAAGGCUACCAAGAAAUGUCUGCAGCAUUUAAAGUCCCACAGAACACAGUGCCCUCCAUCAUUCUUAAAUGGAAGUGGUUUGGAACCACCAAGACUUUCUAGAGCUGGCCACCCGGCCAAACUGAGCAAUCAGGAGAAAAGGGCCUUGGUCAGGGAGGUGACCAAGAACCUGAUUGUCACUCUGACAGAGCUCUAGAGUUCCUCAGUGGAGAUGGUAAAACCUUCCAGAAGGACAACCAUCUCUGGUGAAACAAAGAUUAUACUCUUUGGCCCGAAUGCCAAGCGUCACGUCUGCAGGAAACCUGGUACGAUCCCUACGGUGAAGCAUGGUGGUGGCAGCAUCAUGCUGUGGGGAUGCUUUUCAGGGACUGGGAGACUAGUCAGGAUUGAGGCGAAAUAUGAACGGAGCAAAGUACAGAGAUCCUUGAUGAGAACCUACUCCAGAGCCCUCAGGAACUCAGACUGGGAUGACGGUUCACCUUCCAACAGGACAAUGACCCUAAGAACACAGCCCAGACUACGCAGGAGUGGCUUCAGGACAAGUCUCUGAAUGUCCUUGAGUGUCGCAGCCAGAGCUCGGAAUUGAACCCGAUCGAACAUCUCUGGAGAGACCUGAAAAUAGCUGUGCAGCGACGCUCCCCAUCCAACCUGACCGAGCUUGAGAGGAUCUGCAGAGAAGAAUGGGAGUUACUCCCCAAAUACAGCUGUGCCAAGCUUGUAGCGUCAUACCCAAGAAUAUUUGAGGCUGUAAUCGCUGCCAAAGGUGCUUCAACAAAGUACUGAGUAAAGGGUCUGAAUACUUAGUUCAGUUUUCGAAAUUAAAUUAAUAAAAAAAUGAUUUGUCAGCAUGGGGGUAUUGUGAGUCGAUAGUUUUUUCCCCAUGAACAAUUUCAGCCAUUUUAGAAUAAGGCUGUAACAUAACAAAAUGUGGAAAAGUCAAGGGGUCUGAAUACUUUCUGAAUGCAUUGUUAUGUGUCUUAUCUGUGAAAACGGUUUAUUUUCUUGUUGGCAUUAAACGAGGACAGUGAACAGUGUUUUUCUUUUUGAAAUGCUAUUAUUUUGCAUGUGUUGUAAGUUGCCUUUUUAAACACUAUACUAUUUUAUAGAAAUACUGUAUGUUUGAACUGAUCAUCUGUGAAAAAUAAUUAAAAUGUAAGCAAACAUUUUAUUCAAGAAUGA